Messenger RNA from Cucumis sativus (cucumber), 1034 nucleotides. RefSeq lists its product as hypothetical. The record is from RefSeq and is a predicted model, not a curated record. NCBI's taxonomy places the organism in Eukaryota, Viridiplantae, Streptophyta, Magnoliopsida, Cucurbitales, Cucurbitaceae. The coding region runs from base 131 to 916 and encodes 261 amino acids. The transcript has 5 exons.
CGAACAAUUUUCUCAUUUAUAUAUCUCCACACUAGAGCUCUACACAUAUAGUAAAGUAAAUUGAAAGUACUUUUCUUCUUCUUCUCAUUACAGAAAGCACUUUGGAGGAUAUUGAAGAAAAAGAAGAGCAAUGGUUCACAGUAUGGUUGCUGUUUCUCUUCAACUCCCACAGCUUGUUAUCAAUCCAAAUUACAAGCUUAGCUCAAAAUGUUAUGUUCAUCACAAAAAGAAGCAUUAUUAUUAUUAUUAUUCUAAUUUCAUUUGCUUUGCAUUGAAAAAGAAUAACAGUAAUUGCAAUACUAUUCAAAAUCCUCCAAUUUUCUCUCUCAAGUUCUCCAGUUUCAGUCCACUUUCUGAAUCUCCUCAGGCUUCCUUUGAUGAUUACAUUGAAGAUGAAGCUAGAUUGUUGAGAGCCACUUUUUCUGGAAAAAGUGAAAAAAUCAACCAGGAUGACUGGAGAGUUGAAAUGCCAUCUUUCCAAGUGCUUUUCUUGAAGGUGAGCCCAGUAGCUGAUGUAAGAUUAAGUUGCAAAAGCAGCACAAAAGAUAGCCCUAUUCAUAUUCCUCAAAAUGUCUCCAAAUUUAUUGACCUUCAAUUGAUGGGAUGGGAAUUGAAAGGAUUGAGCAAAGAUUUCAAAGCAUCAAAGAUCAAAAUCAAUGUAAAAGGAGCUAUGUAUGCAGAGAGAACAAAAUCAAAAAGUGUUCUCACAAACAAUUUGCUUCUCAAUCUUUACAACUUGGCUCCCCAAAAGCCCAUUGAUUUCUUUGCACAAGAUUUCCUUCAACCUCUUGUGGAAAAGGGAUUGAAGGGAAUGAUGGAAGAAAUAAUGAAAGAAUUUACAGAAAAUUUGCUAUUGGAUUACAACAAAUACAAGAAGGAAACACAAAAGAAUGAAGUUCCUUCCAAUUAUAUAUAAGCUAAUUACACUCUGCCCUAUUUAUCUCAACAUUUUUCCAAUAUUAUUGUAAAACAUUAUUUGCAAUGUUAAAUAAAAUUUUCAAAUAUAUAUUGAAAAUUCCUUCGUUUUUGCUUUA